Porites lobata is the source of this 3072-nucleotide messenger RNA. The record is from the annotation of a GenBank genome assembly. Lineage: Eukaryota; Metazoa; Cnidaria; Anthozoa; Scleractinia; Poritidae.
UGUGGCGAUUAAUCGUUGGCUAGAAAGUUUAUAUAGACGAGUCUCUUCUUUUAAUUGUUUGUUUCUCGUAGUGAGACCUUCUCAGAGGAGAUUUUAGCGCCAUUGGUUAUAACACCAAAAUAUCCCAGUGCUUAAUUGUUUUCUGUCGCAGAAGCAAAAAUUGACUGGCAACGAGCUCACUAGAUUGUUUUUGUGUGACGGUAUACACCUGUCUCGAGUAUUGUUUUCUGAUUGGCUGCUGGCCACAAUAUCCUAUAAUCAAAUGCAAACUUUUCAUUUUGAAUUCAAGCAAGAUGGCGGCUCGAUGGACGCGUAGAAAAUUGGAGUAAAAAUAUUAUGGCUGUUCGCGAAGAAGACGCGAGAAAGAAACCUUCGUCGCCGAACGGGAAGCCUUUUCCAUCGGCGGGCAAAUCGGGCGUCGAAGAUAUUGUAGAACAGCUUCGGCGAUUUAGCAGUGUUUCGCAGGAAGAUUUUGAGAAAAUGAGACUUGCUGAGAAAGAGGACGAAUUUUUUGCCAUUAGAAAAGCAACUGAUAUCACUGAUCCAGACACUCAGGGGGACCCUUGUCCACCGCUUCCAAUAAAGAUCAUUCAAGGCACCUUCAGGCAUGUGUUAGGCGUCCGAGAGGCGUGCUCAAAAAAUGGCACAUUUUUGCAGCGCACGAUUGAAUUACGGCGAAAGCCCGGAGAGACCCUAGGAUUUUAUAUUCGUCAAGGCGAUGGUUGGGAACGCGAUCAAGGGAUUUUUGUUUCUCGUGUUGUUUUGGGCACCGACGUGGACGUUUUUGAGCUGUUACGAGUCGGCGACGAAAUUAUUAAAGUGAAUAAAGUUGACGUACGGGCCAUGACUAUACAAGAUGUGAGCGCGCUAAUGCAGAUGACGAGGCGACUUAUUCUCACAGUCAAAGUUCUGACACCAGUGACAGCGAUGGCCGUCAAGCGAUUAGCUAUGAAUAGAGACAAUAAUAUUCAAGGUUUAAAAUCCUUGAGUUCAAGAACUCCUAGGACUGCAAGGUCCGAAGGGGGCUGCAGCGAUUCCGCCUCAAAUCCAAACCGUUUUCCUCCGGAUCGUCGCACGACUGGUGGCGACAGACGUUUAAGUAACACAUCAAGUCUAAGCCAUCAGGCGAACUACAAAGUAGCAAAUCUAGUCAUAGGAAAAAAUAAGGAUGCAAUGAGCUCGGGAAAUCCUCAAUCUUUGACGGCCUCGGGCUCGUCCUAUCGUGGCUCGCGUCGCAGCUCCAAAUCGCCCGUCGCUGGGAGGAGAGCUCUGUCGCCGAUACGGGAAACUUCUGCAGAUAUCUUUAACACCGACAGCGAAGAUCGUAUGUCAGCUCAUGAACGAGGGCGAACUAGCCGAGCUGCGAGUGUUGUGAGCUGGUCGGACCAGUUCUACAGCGCAUCAGGAGCUAGUAGUCCCGUAAAACAUAAGCCCAGUGAUAGACGCAGGUCCGAGGCCCAGAGUUCCAGACCAAAGUGAAUUGGAAGUGUAAAAAUGAUGUCUUUCAUAGUUCGUUUUGUGGAAUCAUGACUCAAGGCAUGGCGGGGUCAGGCUCGAAUUAAAGAUCAAGGUAUAGUGGAAUAAAGAUGGAAAAAGCAAGGUUAUUAAAAAAUCAUGGAUAGGAACUUGCUGGAUUGUUGGCUUGUUUGCACGGUCAGCUCUUUUUGCACUGUGGCGAUUUUAAAGGAUCUGACAUCAAUUUAUCGGAAUGUAAUAUGAAUGGAAACAAACAUAUGGGGAAUGAAAUGCGUUUUAAACAAUUUCAGCAAGAUUUAACAGUUCUGAUAAAACUCAGCUUGAAUGGUUUCUUGAAUAAGCACAAGUCUUCCUGGAGAGCAACUGCAUUUGUUAAAAACAAAGAAAUUUUGGCACUUUUGGAUGAGUUAUAGCGUUAGUAUGCAGAUAGUCUUUUACUCUACCGUAGCGGCAAAACAAUCACCUUGAGCUUCCGACAAAAUUUUGAGCAAACUCAAAAAAUGUAGGGUUUUGACUCCACAACAAAGACAUAAAAUUAGGUACAUUUUGGCAGAUUUUCAGUAUUGAGAUAAUCCCAUUUUUCUGAAAACAUUUUUAUAAUACACUUUAAGGAGUGAAUUUCGGGAGCGUUGUACGAUUUACGAAAGAUAAUUCAUCCGGGCAGACGUGUUGGAUCCGGUACGAUUUUGGACGAAAGUUACUGUGUAACUAAGCGUGCUUAAGUCUAGAAAGUUUAAUGUUGAUGAAAAACUAGGUUCGGUCGCUGUCAUUAUGCGAACACUAGGUGACUAGAUUUAUGCAGUAAAAACACUGGAGCAACCUAAACUUGAUUGUAACUCCAGAUGUUUAUGUAGGAGCGAUUAUUUUUUCUUUUCGUAAUAUUGAAUAUCGAGUAGAGCGGACGGUCGUAUACCUUUUUUCUUUGUCAAGCACUAGAAAGACAAAAGCGGGUUAAAAUAACUAGGGCGGAAAAGACACCGUCUUACGGUCUAUUUUGGGCGACCACUUAAUGAUCAUGGGAACUCUAUGGCAGCGGUAACGAAAUGAUAGUUUUAUUCAAGAUGCUAAACAAAGCAUUGUUUGAAAGGAAGUAUUCGGGCACUUAAGAUAGCUUUAGUACAGUUACAGCAAAACAAACAGGUUUGCAUCGACCGCUGAAACGGAGCAGGACCGAUUCCAUCUUUCUAAUCGCUGAGAAUGGAAAAAACAUUGCAGUAUUUUUUCUGGUAUACGACUUUCUUAAUACCGAGGUGUGGGUCCGAGAAGAUUCGAAAAAUAAAUUAUAAAUAAUUAAAAACUGAGAAAACUUGUUCCCAAGAUUUUUCUUGUACUUGGAUUUAUCUUUUCGACUCGUGAUUUUAACCACUCGCUAGACUCUUUCGAUUCGCUGAAAUUUGCGAAAACGUGGGCUAUAAAAAGCCGUAUCUACCCAACACGAGGAUAAAAAAAAUUGCCUAAACUUUACCACUGUUUUAUUACCUAGCACUGUUAGCACCUGCCGCACUGAUACCGCAGAAUAUUUACCCCCAACUAAUAAGAAAAAAAAAUACAGGGCCGUCCGUUCUGUUUACUAAAAUGCUUGGCCAAAAAUAGUCC